AUGAAACGAGCGCUAUGGCACUGGCAUCAAAAAGGAUGGCGUCGAACUGCAGUCAUCAACACGAUAUGCAUUUUCAUCUUCACAGUCCUUACUAUCAGCCUCCUGGCCUGGAGUAGCUCGCGAUCUGGCAGCGUCAAUGCCAGCCUUAUCCUCUACAGAGGCAAUUGCGCUACCAGCAAAAAUAUCAACUUAUGGCUACAUUUGGUUCUCAACGUCUUCUCGACCGGCGUGCUGGCCUCCUCCAACUUCUUCAUGCAGGUCCUCAGCUCGCCAUCCCGGAGCGAAGUGAAUGCUGCUCAUAAAGAUGACACGCCUCUCGAGAUUGGAGUCCCCUCCCUCCGAAACCUCUUUUAUAUCUCCUAUUACAAAAAGGUUUUAUGGGCUCUUUUCCUCAUCAGCUCCGUCCCGAUCCAUUUGUUCUUUAACAGUGUCAUCUUUGCCACUGAUUAUCAGGGAGGGCAUUGGCACCUCACCAUAGCAUCGGAAGAUUUUGUCAAUGAGGCACAGUACUUUCAACCGGGUGCAAUGCUGCUGCCUGCCGGUGUAAGCGAGGGAGUAGAGGGCUUCGGGCAACUUGUACCCGUCACCGACUACUUUAAUCCCGAAUCGAAUGCGAGCCAGUAUAUUUCAUCCACGGCGAGAUCAGCCCAGACCUGGAAACGGAUCGACGUACCCGAAUGUCGAUCGCAGUAUGAAUUCUGCUCUGCGCGCACCACAUACGGCGAUGUAGUGAUGGUGGUCGAAUCCCACGAUCCUAUUUUCAUGUUUAGCCAAAACAACCGCCUUGGUUGGACGCGGGAUGGCAUCUUUGGGCCUUUGGACCCCGAUUCAGAGGAUCUCUGGGGCCCUCAUAUACCCGCUUCUGAGAGCAACUCUCUCUGGUUUGCCGCCAAUUGCAGCACAACCGCAGACCUCAACCCCAGAACGCAUCGGAUUGAGGGGUGUUUCCAGACCUGCAACCGUGCCUACGGCCAGCAAGAUGCCGGUGCUGAACCUCUUUCCGCAGACAAUAUACAGUCGAAUCGCACAUUUAGGUUCCUGGUUAGCCAGUCCGCUAAAAUCCCCGAAGUCAGAUAUAACGAGGUUCUAGAUCUAAAAUUGAAAUAUUGCCUAGUUCAAAAAGUUGAACCCGUCUGCAAAGUCGGUCUAUCGAAUUCGAUCCUGCUGACUGUGAUCAUUUGUGUGAUGAUAAAAACAUGCUUGUGCAUAUUCAUGCUGGCCAAACCUCUAUCACAGGAGCCCUUGGUUGUGCUCGGUGAUGCCAUUGCCUCUUUUAUAAUCACCCCCGAUGAGCGGACAGCUGCAAGGUGCACCCUAAACCACUCUUCGACAACCAGUAUCUGGGCAGCGCGUCCAAUUAAUGCCCCCCAGCCCCAGCCCCAGCCUCAGCGAUGGCAUCACCGUAAUUGCCGGUGGUUUGCUGCUGUAUCAAAAUCUGCAUGGAUACGAAGCUAUAUCAUUUUUGCAGGUGUGAUCGCUUUCGUAGGUGCCAUGCUUGGUUCCGCACAAUCUUCCAAUCCCCUCCAACGCAAGCAAACCCUUUCACACAGCCCUACCAAUGGCCUUUUUAACGCCAAUGGAUACCGGGGUGCGGGACUGAGGAUGGCCGCAUUACAGGCCAACGCACCGCAAUUGCUACUGUCAUUCUCAUAUUUUGUGUACAAUUCGCUUUACACUAGAAUAUGCAUUGAGAAAGAGUGGAACAAGUACAGCAGGGGCUAUCACCCAUUGCGCGUCACCCGCCCUCAGGGUCAGCAAAUUUCGACCUACCGACUACAGCUGCCGUAUCGGUAUAGUAUUCCGUUGAUUGUCAUUAGCGUAUUGCUACAUUGGUUGGUGUCAAACACGCUCUAUGUUUUCGUCCUUGAAGGAGGUAAGUAA
Molecule: messenger RNA, 1881 nt
Organism: Uncinocarpus reesii 1704
Lineage: Eukaryota; Fungi; Ascomycota; Eurotiomycetes; Onygenales; Onygenaceae
Exons: 2
Coding region: 1-1881 (626 amino acids)
Source: RefSeq, a predicted model, not a curated record